AUGGCUAAUGCUCGGAAAUCCAAUUUAUCCUCUCCAAAUUCUGCAACCGCCAUAAAACAACAACAAAUCUCUGCUAUGAGUCCUCGUAUUUCCCACACAUUCACACGCUUAAACCCGGAUUCAUCUUCUCACAGAAUCGUUGGAAUUUCUUGUUCCUUACUCGCUUCAGUUCAAAAUCUCAAGUCGAGAAGUCGACUGUUUCAAAUUUCCUCUUUACAUAAUCAUGUUGAUUUCUUCGAAAUUCCUUCAAUAAAUAAUCUUACAUUAUUGGCUAAUAUAUAA
Messenger RNA from Sclerotinia sclerotiorum 1980 UF-70, 282 nucleotides. RefSeq lists its product with no specific name. Bases 1 to 282 code for a protein of 93 amino acids. The transcript is spliced from 2 exons. NCBI's taxonomy places the organism in Eukaryota, Fungi, Ascomycota, Leotiomycetes, Helotiales, Sclerotiniaceae. The record is from RefSeq and is a predicted model, not a curated record.